CUCUCUCUACACACACUUGCUAGGGUUGUACAAGUAGUAUACACGUACUUGAGUAUCUGGGCUGGGAUUGGUGCAAUGGAGCAGCACAACAGCACAUUAAUCAUUCCGCCGAGCAGUAGUGAAAUAGCUGCACCUCCUCCAAUUCUCUCACCACCUUGGGGGAGACCGCAGCUCUGUCCUGCCGUGCUCUCCCUGCACGCCAUGGAUCCCAACAGCGAGGGCGGCGGCGGCGGCGGCGAGGGCGAGGGCGACCUGGACCUAAACCUCUCCCUGCAGCCGUCCUUGGCGCCCGAGCCUGAGCCGCCAGGAUACUUCUCCUGCACCUACUGCGACAAGAAAUUCUACUCCUCGCAGGCGCUCGGCGGCCACCAGAACGCCCACAAGUUCGAGCGCAGCGUCGCCAAGCGCGCCCGCGAGCUGGCCGCCGCUCGCCGCCCCGCGGGCCAUGGCGGCGAGAGCGGCGGCGCGACCGAUGAGGAGGCUAGGAGGGGCAAGGAACUGGGCAUUGCUGCGCAGGGAUCGACGGCAAGCUCGUCGACACAGCAGAUCGGGGAGGCGCCGGAGGCAAGAAGGGAUCUCACCGAAGAGAUCGACCUCUCCCUCAAGUUAUGAGUUCCUGCUCCUGUCAUCGUCCUUGAGGUCCUCAUCAUCACCUCGAGGCUCGAGCAAGCAAUCAGUUACCGAUCCAUCCUCAGAGUUCUUGUUAUAUAUGUUUGUGUGCUAAUGAUUAAAGCUUUUUUGAUUAAUUUCCUUGCCAUGCAUCGACUCAAAGCAGGUUCUUGAUGGUUUUCCUUGAUCCCCUCCUCCACCCCUUGCCCUUAAUUUCUGCUUCUUCUCCAUCUCCUCUCCAGUUCACCUCUUCUUCUUUCAUUUUAUUAAAAUUCUACCGGGACAUGAGAUUUACUUAUCAUUAAUUGCCAUGUAAAGCCUAGAAAUGGAAACAUGGACAAAAGGAGAGAUUGAAGCCUCUUCAAGCA
Panicum virgatum (switchgrass) is the source of this 977-nucleotide messenger RNA. RefSeq lists its product as uncharacterized. The transcript has a single exon. Gene Ontology annotation, molecular function: DNA-binding transcription factor activity. NCBI's taxonomy places the organism in Eukaryota, Viridiplantae, Streptophyta, Magnoliopsida, Poales, Poaceae. The record is from RefSeq and is a predicted model, not a curated record. Bases 76 to 612 code for a protein of 178 amino acids.